This is a messenger RNA of Brassica napus (rape), 3211 nucleotides long. Its product is annotated as autophagy-related protein 18h. Gene Ontology annotation, cellular component: cytoplasm. The transcript is spliced from 8 exons. The record is from RefSeq and is a predicted model, not a curated record. Gene Ontology annotation, molecular function: protein binding. NCBI's taxonomy places the organism in Eukaryota, Viridiplantae, Streptophyta, Magnoliopsida, Brassicales, Brassicaceae. Gene Ontology annotation, biological process: response to starvation; autophagy. The coding region runs from base 303 to 2912 and encodes 869 amino acids.
UUUUUUUUUUUUUGCGUCAGACAGUAAAUUAUUAAUUAUUUUUUUUAAACAAAAUCGAAGUGAAAAAUAAGAACCGUUUCAACCUUUUCUUCUUCUACUUUCAUCUCAGAAGGUCAACAAGAAAACCCAAAUCCAAACUCCACCGCUAAUUCAAUUAACAAAAAAAAAAAUGGCGAAGCUAACGAAUUGAAAGAUCUCCUUCCCUACUUCCCACCCCUUCCUCGUCGUAUGCUGUUUUCUCAAUCGCUUUUCCUCUCCGGUGACCUGGAAUCUCUUCUAAAACAAGUUGACCUAUUACUACUAUGAAGAGCACCACCACCAAGGCCAAUAUCAUCAUCAACAACAACGGAGUUAAUCACCAGACGACCAAUCGCUUUUUACCUAAUUCGCUAAAAUUCAUCUCUUCCUGCAUCAAAACCGCCUCCUCCGGCGUACGCUCAGCUAGCGCUUCCGUCGCCGCUUCUCUCUCCCCCGAUUCGCAGGAGCCUAAGGAUCAGGUGUUGUGGUCAUCCUUUGAUAGAUUACACACGAGUGAAUCUUGUUUCAAGAACAUUCUUCUACUCGGUUACGCCAACGGGUUCCAAGUCGUUGAUAUCGAUGAUGCAAGCAAUGUCAGUGAGCUUGUGUCGAGGCGGGAUGACCCCGUUACGUUUCUUCAGAUGCAGCCUUUGCCUGAUAGGUGUGAAGGAGUCGAAGGGUUUAGAUCAUCGCAUCCAAUUCUUUUAGCAGUUGCUGAUGAAUCCAAUGGUUCAGUUAGAAAUGGUUUUGAUGAUCCUAUUGCACUCUCUCCCACGGUUGUGCGGUUCUAUUCGCUUAGAUCUCACAACUACGUUCAUGUUUUGAGAUUCCGGUCUACUGUUUAUAUGGUUCGAUGCAGUCCCAGGAUUGUAGCUGUUGGCCUUGGUUCACAGAUUUACUGUUUUGAUGCGCUUACACUUGAAAACAAAUUCAGCGUGCUCUCGUAUCCGGUUCCUCAGCUUGGAAACCAAGGGAUAUCUGAGGUCAAUAUCGGAUACGGUCCGAUGUCGGUGGGACCGAGAUGGUUAGCUUAUGCUUCCAACAGUCCUUUUUCAUCUAGUAUAGGUCGACUGAGCCCUCAGAAUGUUACACCUGGCGUCAGUCCAUCUACGUCUCCAAGUGGUGGUAAUUUAGUUGCGAGGUACGCCGUGGAAUCUAGUAAGCAUCUGGCUGCGGGUUUACUCAGUUUGGGUGAUAAGGGUUACAAGACUAUAUCUAAAUACUGUCAAGAUCUCAAGCAUGACGGUCCUGGUUCUUCUCUUUCGUCCAGUCCUGGCUGGAAAGUUGGUCGGGCUGCAUCUUCAGCUGAGUCAGAUGUUGCUGGAACGGUUAUUGUCAAGGAUUUUGAAUCUCGAGCCACUAUAGCACACUUCAGGGCUCACACUAGUCCAAUAUCGGCGCUUUGUUUCGACCCUAGUGGCACUCUAUUAGUAACAGCCUCAAUUCACGGUAACAAUAUUAACGUUUUCCGGAUUAUGCCUUCAAAGAAUGGUCAAAGCUAUGAUUGGAGCUCCGCACAUGUGCCUCUUUACAAACUACAUCGUGGCAUGACAUCAGCUGUAAUACAAGAUAUUUGCUUUAGCAGCUACAGUCAAUGGAUUGCUAUUGUUUCAUCUAAAGGAACUUGUCAUAUUUAUGUUUUAUCCCCUUUCGGUGGAGAAAAUGUUCUUGAGAUACGGAACUCUCAUGUCGAUGGACCAACUCUUGCUCCAACGUUGUCCUUACCAUGGUGGUCGAGUCCAUCGUUUAUGAACACCCAGUUUUUGUCUCCACCUCCAGCAUCGGUAACUCUUUCUGUUGUUACCCGAAUCAAAUGCAACAAUUUCUUCCUUGCUGCAAGUUCAGCUAUAGGAAAACAAACGUCCUUCCCUUCUGGCUGUCUCGCUGCUGUUUUCCAUCGAUCCGUGCAGUCGUCAGCUCAUGCCUUGGACUAUCUACUGGUUUACACUCCGUCCGGUCAUGUAGUUCAGUACAAACUUGUUCCAUCUCUUGGAGGAGACCAGGCUGAGAGCAAUUCUCGAAUUGGAGGAGCAGCUGAAGAGGAACUGAGAGUGAAAGUCGAACCUCUUCAGUGUUGGGAUGUCUGCCGGAAAACAAAUUGGCCUGAGAGAGAGGAGAACAUAUGUGGACUUACUUUUGAUGGACGGAAAAUUAGUGAAGAUGUAGCGAGGCCUCUUGAGAAACACCAUGUUUAUCUUGCUAAUGCAGAGGUGAUGAUAAACUCCGGAAGAAAACCAAUCUGGCAAAACUCAGAGAUAUCUUUCUAUCCGUUGUUAAAUGAUGGAAAGAAGAUGAAUUUGCAUCAUCAUCAUGGAGGCGGGGAGAUCGAAAUCGAGAAAGUAUCUGCAAAUGAGGUUGAUAUCAGAAGGAAGGAUCUGCUCCCGGUGUUUGAUAAUUUUCAGAGUGUUUAUUCCAGUAUGCGCAGAGGAUUUUCUGUGGAAAGAGAUUCAGAUUCUUCUUCUUCUUCUGAUCCUGGACAAGUUAAAGAUAUGGCUUACACCGAGAGUGAGGAAAGAAGUGGAAGUAUAACAUUCAAACAACCCGUGGUUUCGAUUUCUUCUUCUGCUGUGAAAGACAGCGACUAUACUAUAGACGAUGCUCAUAUGUUGCUAAAGAACACCUCCCUGCCCGCUGAAACAACUAUUGAAAACAGCAGCGGGACAAGUGGAGCUUCAAAUUUAAGUUCUAACCGUUCUAAUCUGAGCAUGAAUGCAGGAGAGGAAAGUGAGGAGGGAGCCAUUGAUGGCUCCCCAGAUUUUCAGCAGUUUUUCAAGGAAACUGCUAAAGAAGCAGAGGACAAGGAUGAUCCAUCUGAUCAAAGAAAACUAGAUGAUGAUGGUGACGACGAUGACGACAUGCUUGGUGGUGUUUUCGCUUUCUCUGAAGAAGGUUGAGCUUGGUUUAUGUUAUGGCCAAGCUCCAGUGGAGAAGUCACUUACUAAAUCCCGUUUGCUGCAAACUUACUCACUGAUGAAUCUUAAUUCCCUGGAAAAACAUUCAAAAUCAAUUCACAUUUUAUCAUCUGUUUCUGUAAAUGCUUGUAAAUAGAUUAUUCGCAAUCAACAGUCUUUCUAUUUGCAUGGACUGCUUUUCUUGGUUUCUUUUGUAAUUUUCUUCACGUGUAACUCUAUUCAUUCAUCGAGAAAAAAAAGAAGGGAAAAAUAGAAUAAAGAUUUAUUUCGUUUGGGUUUUA